UAUAGGUGAGGCCAGUGCCAAAGUAAACGCUGUCGAAAUCAGUUGUGUUUUGUGAGAAUGUCCGACUCAAAGAGCGAGAUAGUGAACCCCAACGAACAUCUAAUCAUACCCGAUUGGAUAACCGAAAAGUAUUUCAAGGAAGUGCUCGACAAAGACGAACCUGACCAUGUUAAAGUGCUCAAGUUUACGCCAGUGGCGGCGAUUCCUCCAGGAGAGAAUUUUACCUCGAUAAUGCUGCGGAUACAUAUCGACUUGGAGAUGAAAGAUGGCAGUACCAAACCAAAGACGUACAUCUUCAAGACGGUGCUGGCCAGCGAUAGAGGUGGCGAAGAAAUCGACUUAUAUGGCCUGUUCCCCAAGGAACAGAUCAUGUAUAGUAAGUAUCUGCCAGCCUUCGAGGCACUCUAUAAGGAGGCUGGUGAGGAUAUCCAGUUGGCGCCCCAGUGUCUGCAUACUGAGACCCGUGAGGGUAACAUUCACUUCAUCUUCGAGGAUCUGGCGGUGAAGAAGUUCAAGAACGUCGAUCGUAUCAAGGGUCUGGACUUGGCACAGAUGAAGCACGCUCUGCGUAAACUGGCCGAGUUUCAUGCAGCUGGUUCGGUAUAUCAGGAGAGGAACGGUCCUUAUUCUAGUGAAUUUUAUGAGGGCUUUGUUUCAACUAACGCCGAAAAAUUCCUCAGAGACGGCUUCAGGAUCAAGGAGCGAACUUUCAAAAAAUCCAUGUCCACAUGGGGCAUGCCAGAUGCCGAGAAAUUUAUCAAGAAUUUCCCCACUGAAGAUCAAUAUUUGGCCCAAUGCAUGAGCACUCUAGACGUUGAUCCUGAGGAAUUCAAUACUUUAACCCAUGGCGAUUUCUGGUCAAGCAACUUGAUGUGCAACCAUUUGGCCAAUGGAGAUGUGAAUCAACUAAUAUUGGUCGACUUUCAAAUCUGCAAAUGGGGCAGUCCAGCCAUAGAUCUUUUGUUCUUCAUCACCUUAUCGGCCUCAAACGACAUACGCUUGAAAGAAUUUGAUAACUUUAUCUGCAUCUAUUGGGAACGCUUAAUAGAGUGCCUGAAACUGUUGAAAUAUAAGAAGCCUUUGCCAGAGUUAAGAGAACUUCAAAGUUCCCUCUACAAAAAGAAUAAUUCAUUCUACGCUUUCUUUGCUUUGAUGAAUCAUCUGCCUCUGAUCCUUUUCCCUUCCGAUAAGGACAACAAUCUGCACUCGAUGUUGGCUGAAACGGAGGAGGCUGAGAAUUUACGAUUGCGCCUUACCUCAAAUCCCUUGUAUGGCAAGUCAUGAAGGAUUUGUAUCCAUUUUAUUACAAUCGUGGACUAUUUAAUUUCGAUGAUUAUAGCAAAAACUAAUUAUAGUUGGAUGAUAAAUAUCUAUGAACAAAAUAAAAUUAUAUUGAUAAUGUUUA
Molecule: messenger RNA, 1405 nt
Organism: Drosophila nasuta
Lineage: Eukaryota; Metazoa; Arthropoda; Insecta; Diptera; Drosophilidae
Exons: 4
Coding region: 58-1284 (408 amino acids)
Source: RefSeq, a predicted model, not a curated record